Messenger RNA from Trypanosoma conorhini, 1431 nucleotides. Its product is annotated as lysine-specific demethylase NO66. Gene Ontology annotation, cellular component: nucleolus. NCBI's taxonomy places the organism in Eukaryota, Euglenozoa, Kinetoplastea, Trypanosomatida, Trypanosomatidae. The record is from RefSeq and is a predicted model, not a curated record. The coding region runs from base 1 to 1431 and encodes 476 amino acids. The transcript has a single exon. Gene Ontology annotation, molecular function: histone H3K4 demethylase activity; histone H3K36 demethylase activity.
AUGUCCACAGGAAGGAAGAGGCCACGUGGAGAGGUGGGAUCGCCAGCCGGCGAUGGAUCCCCGCGCGGACGACACGACGCCUUCUUCGCCUGGCUUCUCGGGACAACGCAGCGGGAAUUCUUUCGGCACUACUUUGAAAAGAAGCCGCUGCACUUUUCGCACGGGGCGGCGACGCACUUCACUGAGCCCCACGCUGCACUGCCGGCAGUGAGGUGGUCAACGGAGCUCAUGCUUCGGCUCGCCGCCGAGAAGUCGCUGUCGCACGCAACAGACGUUAGCGUUGUCCGUUUUGACGCGGCGCAUAAGAAGCGCAUUUCGUUUCGCUCGCAGGGCACCGUGACGGAAGAAGAGAUGCGGUGCUGCAUGCGGAAGGGAUGGUCCGUGCGGUUCUUGCGUCCACAGGAAUACGUGGCCGAGAACUCCGCGGUGCUCGUGCUUCUGGAGGAAAUAUUUGGCUGCUUCUGCGGGCUGAACAGCUACUGGACGCCGGCAAACAGUCAAGGGUUUGCGCCGCACUACGACGAUGUGGAUGUCUUUCUGCUGCAGCUCGAAGGGGAGAAGGAGUGGCGCCUGUACGACCCUCCCGCGACGGUGGAUGUUCUCAGUCGACAUUCCAGCGAGGACUACGCCCCCGAGCAGCUUCCAAAGCCAAAGCAGACGCUUCGCCUCGUUGCCGGUGACGUGCUUUACAUGCCCCGUGGCACGGUGCAUCAGGGGCGGACGUACAGCCACGCCCACUCGCUGCAUGUCACCUUCUCGGCGAAUCAAAUGAAUGCGUGGGCGGACCUGAUGAAACACGCCGUCACCCACGUUGUGGAGAAGUUGGCGGCAAACCAAAUUCACUGGCGGCGGUCGCUUUCACGAUUACUGCCGAAGGCAAUGGGCGCCGUGCACCACCCGGUGCUUCGCGCAGAGGCUGGCCUCCCUCCGCUGACGGAACAGCGACAAAAGCGCCGUCGCAGGCUGCAGUCGACGUUCCAACAAAUGGCGGCCGACGUCUUCCACCACCUGUGCAGCGAAGAGGUCAUGGACGAGUGCUGUGACAUGUACGUGCGAGAAACUGUGGCGAAGCAGCAGCCUUUGCCACCUUCUUCCGUCUGCGGCGCACAACGCAAGGCUCCCGUCGGCAUCAACUCGAUUGUACGUCCCCGCGCUCCCCAUUGUGCAAGGCUGGUGCUUGCCUUUGCAGGGGAGGCGCGCGUAUACCACUGCUGUGGCAACUCGCCUGUAUGCCUCGCCGCGCCGGAGGGUUUGCUGCGUUUUGAAGCGGACUUUGCCCCUGCCAUCGCAACCAUCUUGGCGGCUCCUGAGCGUGGCGUGCGCGUGUCUGACUUGCCGUUCACUGCGUUCGACAAAGUGGACGACGUUCGUGCGAAUCAACUCACGCUGGUGGAGGCCCUGCGCGAUGCAGGCAUCCUCGCUGUCCUGUAG